AUGCGGUGGCUCUCCUCCGUGCUUGCAGCGCUGUCGGCAUCCUUCGCUACCUGGUAUGCUGUGGAUCAGCGCCGCCUGGAAGAGCUUCGGAGGCUCCCGAGUCUUCCGCCCGACGACAGUUGCCUGGAGCUGCAACGCCUCGUGGAGCAGCAGGUUGCGCGGAUCCUGGAGCUGGAAGGUGCAGGAGGAGAGCCAACGGGAGACCUCAUCGGAAGGAGUUUAAGCCUGCUGCAGGACCUGGGCAGCCACUCUGUCGAAGAGGGCUUAGCACUGCUCGGGUUGGGCCAGAGGCCUGAGUUCAAUCACUAUCGCAAUCUUCUACGGAACACGUCGGAAGUCAUCCAUGCUGAAGCUGCUCGAAGGCUGGAGGCGUUGCAGCCGGUGGCGCUUGUCGCAGUCCAGAAGUGCUCCGAGCUCUACAGCCAGCUUCCUCCAGAGGUGACGCAGCCGGUGCAGGGUGGUGUCCAGGCGGCCAAGGAGCUCCUGGAGCAGGUCCUUUCGCAAAGCAACAGCCGGCUUCAGGAAGCCCUCAACCGGUUUUUGGAUCGGCACCCGCAGCACCGCCCUAGCCUCACCGGAGUGCCACCGGCCUUGGUCUUUGGAGUGCUGGCUCUGGUGCUGCUGGAGUCUCUGAUGUGGUUCCGUUCGCUUGUGCUGUGCUGCAUUCGCUGCAUCUGCAGAAGAAGGAAGACACGGCCGGGACUGGGCCCCGGCUCCGCCGGCAACAAGGAGAAGGAAAAGUUGGAGAAGGAGAAGAAGUGA
Molecule: messenger RNA, 762 nt
Organism: Symbiodinium sp. CCMP2592
Lineage: Eukaryota; Dinophyceae; Suessiales; Symbiodiniaceae
Source: the annotation of a GenBank genome assembly